GUAGAAACACAAGGUCAUCCGGGCGGUUGUUUGUUCUCUAAAGGUAAUGACUGCGAAAGAAACUCUGGAUGAAAUUGGGAAACAACUCAUAACUGUAUUCACAAAUUAUUAUGUGGUGUUCAUUCAACUGAAGAGAUUAAACAUUCCAUCGAAAAUCUAUUCAACAAGUUUUUACUUUCGAAAUCUGACAAUUCAAGUAUACAUCUAUAUAUAUCAUUUUAAUGAUAACAAUAAGUUUAUGGAUUCUUCCAAAGAGAGUAUUUUACUUUUAUGGAAUUACAUCCAUAUAGACGAUAUUGCAUUAUACAAGUAUGUUAUUAAAUAGAGAUCGUUUUCGGUUGUUUUAAAACAUAAUAGUUUAUUCUUUUAUUAGAUCUAAAUUACAUUUCCGAACGUCUUUUAGUCAUUUUGUCCAAUAAUGAUCUGGAUCAUGUCAAUUGGUCUCAUAUUCUUCAAUUGAUAUCUGUUAUGAUCACAUGUAUUAAAGGAGGCGUGUCCACUGUUAAAUUUAUAAUUCAUCAACUUCUAUUGUCAUUAUUCAAUUCAAAUAUGAAUUAUAUCAACAAUGAUAAUGUUGAUUUAGAUUGUUUACAUUUAUUAGAUGAUGUAUUUAUUCAUAAAAGUCAAUUGAAUGUUUUAACAUCAAUUAAACAUGAUAAACAAUUAUUGAUAGGAGUUUUAUUAAUUGCACGUCAAUUAUGCUCAGAAGAUAAUCGAUUGACUGGGAUAAAUUAUAAACAAUGGUGGAUGGAAACAUUUUGUAAUCCAUUACUAUCAACACAUAAUAAUACACAGAAUGUACUUUCAUCACGUUGUGCUGUAGUUUAUUUUUGUGAUUUACUCAUUGAACUAUUACCUUGGGAAACCGAUCCAAAAUUUCUACAAAUUCAAGUCAACACUCGACCUAAUUGGUUUAAUCUUGUAAAAAGAUCAAUGAAUAAUAAUCGAAUCAAAAUUCAUACUGAUAAAAUUCGUGUAAAACCGACUGAAUUAAUUGUGUCAUUCAAUGAAGAUGAGUUAAUAAUCCCGAUUGAUUUGGAAUGUACAAAUAUGAUAACUGAUAGUAAUAAUCAUAAUCAUAAUACCUACAUAGAAUCUUGUAUAAAUCGAUGGAAUGAUUAUUGUGAAAUUGCACAAGGACGGUUAGCUGAAUUAAGGGAACACUGUUGUGCAACAAAAAUGGUCAUAACGGAUAAAAAAAAUCUCUGAUUGUUCAGAUGCUUAUACUACUCCAGGAUGGAGUGAUGUUCUAAAUUGGCUAAAUGAAAUCGCGACACAACGUACUGUUGAUUAUUGUAGUGGUGAUAUUUCUAAAUGUCGAUUACCGUCCGAAUGGAAUGAAGUAAAUCUGUUUCGUCCACGUUGGCUUCGAUCUACACUGAUUCCAGCUUUAUUAAAUGCACCUGAAAUAGAACAUUUAUCAGCUGAGUUAAAAUUUGCACGUGAACAAUUAUUACAGGGGAUACGGUCAGCUGGUUUAUCACAUUUAUUGAAUCAUACAGAAGAAAAAACCUCUACCACAAAGACGACUACGAAAGCAACAACAACAACGAAGAGGAAGAAGAAACGACCAACGUGUACUCCAUAACGAUCUUCAACAUCUAAACAAUACAGAAUUUCUACUUAAAGCGAAUUCUACAAUGAAAGAAAUAAAAAUUAAUAGCCGUACAAUUAAUACUUAAAACGAACUAGAUAAAAAAGCUGAAAAGAUUGAGAGAGGAUAUGUAAAAAUACAAUAACUGAUAACUUUA
Schistosoma curassoni is the source of this 1751-nucleotide messenger RNA. The record is from the annotation of a GenBank genome assembly. Lineage: Eukaryota; Metazoa; Platyhelminthes; Trematoda; Strigeidida; Schistosomatidae.